GCUCCAGUCGUCUCAUACGUCUUUGUUGAUCUAGUGUCUGCAGCAUCACCACAGGCGCUCAAUGCAACUGACUGCUGCCUCAAUAUGGAAACUAAUUUCCACUGAGGGAGAACAGACUAACAUCAACAAUAUUGCAAAAUGACCACUUACCGUUUUUUCGUAUGAAAAACAUAUUUUAUUCUUCGAACAUGCAAAACGACUCGGCGCAACUGGCAGACUGCGAUGUGGGACACAAUGCCAAAAUCAGUCUUGCGGCACUCUAUUCUCUCAUGUGCCUGUUUGGGACCAUUUUAAACCUUUUGGUUGUCUACCUGGUCGUGACAUUUAAGAAACUUCGGACGGCUAGCAAUGCGUUUAUUGUGAACGGCUGUAUAGCCGACCUGUUGGUGUGCGCAUUUUGGAUGCCGCACGAGGCGGUGGGAAUUUAUUCUGGAAGCCCUUUCCCGGCUGGGUACCAAGCCUUCAAAGAUGCACUCUUAUUCCUCGGCAUCACUGUCUCUCUUCUCUCCCAUUCCCUGAUCGCCGUCAACCGAUACGUGUUGAUUACCAAAUCACCAGUGACCUAUCUGUCCAUCUACCAAAAAAGACGCAUAGAAUGGAUGAUAAGCGCGUCGUGGCUUUCGGCGCUGGGAUUUAUUUUACCCUGGAUCACAUCUUUACGUUACCCACAGGAAGGAUGCUCAUAUCUCCCGGCUUCCGCAGCAUCACUGCUCAAAGGAGGGAAGCCCAUUUUCUCUGACCCAUUUGCAGCUGGUACCCUGGCGUUGACUAUUAUUGGUCAGACAAUGGUUGUUCUGUAUUGCUAUUUAAAAAUCUUUCGAAGGGUGCAGAUCAGUGUGAAGAGGGUCAGCAUAUUACAUUUUCCUAUAGUAAAUAACCUUCCCUAUUCGUUCCCCAGAAAGGACAAACGUUUGGGGUUCUACGUGUUGGCAGUGUGUUUCAUAUUCAUACUCACUACACAGCCUCUUUUCUGGGUGUUAUCAGUAGCACUUUUUACCACAGUGCCAUUGGCACUAAGGACUUCUUCAUGGAUGUUUUUCUGCACUCUCUUUGUUACAAACCCUUUUCUCUACACGUGGAAGAACGAGGAGUUUAGAAAAUCUUUCAGAUCCGUGCUCAAGGGAGAAUUUUGGAGAGGGUCUACAGUUGGGGUUGAGCCCAUCACAAUUAAUACAAUAUCUCACCUUCUGCCGAGACAAAACAGUAGAAGGGCAUUUUUGGCUGAGAUAAAUUGAACAGCAUCUGAACUGCAAUGACAUUGGUCCCUGUAAGGAUACAAACCCUACAGUGUUUUAGAAAGCUUACCUGGCAACUCAAUUGAAAAUUACGCUAUUGGUUGCUCAGAUUUGUAAAACAUUAGUGAUGCUGUUAAUCAUUAUUAUUAAUAUUAUUAUUAGUAUUAUUAUGUAGUGCCAUUAUGCAAUAAAUUGUAGGUCAACCAGAAGAACACUCAACAAAUGAACAAAUAGUUUGUAAAACAUUGUGUAUCAAAUUCGUUUUUGUUUAUAUUCAUGUAUUUUUCUAUAUACAUUUUUAUGCACCAUGGUUGUACUAAGCCUUUAUGCAAAUUGUAAAUCCGCUUAUGUGUUCAUUUGAAUAAAGCUGAAAAUGAAAGUGCAAGAAAAACGUUUUGUCACAUUUGCCUAUUACACUUGACUAGGUGCAGUGUCCUUGUGUGUCCAGAUGCACCUGAGGUCACCAUCAGUGCUUUCUCAUCUGGGAGCAGCAGGGAUGGCCACCCCCCUUUUACCAUUGAGUGGGAGAGAAAAGGGAAUCACUUGCCCCAGAAUUUUCACUGACACAAAAAUGGAACCGUCACGGGCUGGCUUCAAUAGUUUACCAGUGUGUGGCCAAGAAUGUGUUGUCCGAGUCAAGGAAGAGAUGACACUGGAGGUGCAACCUAACAGUACAACUACU
Messenger RNA from Salmo salar (Atlantic salmon), 1917 nucleotides. RefSeq names its product G protein-coupled receptor 88. Gene Ontology annotation, molecular function: G protein-coupled receptor activity. The record is from RefSeq and is a predicted model, not a curated record. Gene Ontology annotation, cellular component: membrane. Lineage: Eukaryota; Metazoa; Chordata; Actinopteri; Salmoniformes; Salmonidae. Gene Ontology annotation, biological process: G protein-coupled receptor signaling pathway.